AUGGCCCCCAGAAAGACAGUCGGCAUCCUCGGUGGCGGCCAGCUCGGCCGCAUGCUCACCCACCCCGCCGCCCUCCUCUCCAUCCCCCUCCUCAUCCUCGACGCGGGCGACUACACCCCCGCCAAGCAGACUCUCCUUCCCCCAAAGUCCCUCGCCCACCCCGACGGUCCCUUCACCUCUGAAUCCCACAUCCGCGAGCUUGCCGCCGCAUGCGACGUCUUGACUGUCGAGAUCGAGCACGUCAACGCCGACGUCCUGGAAGCCGUUGAAAAGGAGGGGCUCUGUGAGGUCCAGCCCAGUCCUAGGACGAUCAGAUUAAUCCAGAACAAGUACGACCAGAAAAAGUACCUGGCAGAGAAAGGUGUCGCUGUAGCGCCUUUCGAGGAGCUCCCUGCCAACCCGACUGAGGAGGACUUUAGGCGUAUCGCCGACCGACUGGGCUUGCCGGUCAUGCUCAAGGCCAAGACGCUUGCCUAUGACGGCAGAGGUAAUUCUCCCUUGAAGUCUACCUCCUCAGAGGAUAUCCAGGCUUCCAUCGAUUUCCUCGGCGACAGACCCUUGUAUGCCGAAGGCUGGGCUCCUUUCGUCAAGGAAGUCGCGGUCAUGGUCGUACGAAACAAGGAGGGCGAGGUCAGGAGUUACGACGCUGUUGAGACUAUUCACCGAGAAAGCAUCCUGAGGGUCUGUCUUGCACCUCUCAGAGGUGAGCGCGGUGUCAACCAGCGAGCUAGGGAACUUGCGGAGAAGGCUGUGGGGCAUCUUGAGGGUGCCGGUAUCUUUGGUGUCGAAAUGUUCCUCAUGCCUGACGGCGAACUCCUCCUCAACGAGAUUGCUCCUCGUCCCCACAACUCUGGACACCACACUAUCGAAGCCUGUUUGACAUCUCAAUUCGAGAACCACCUCCGGGCCAUCCUCUCCCUCCCUCUUGGCUCUACCGCCUUGCGUGUCCCGGCCGCUGCCAUGGUCAACAUCCUCGGUGCUGCCCCCACCAUGGACGCCAUCGACAAGAUGUCUGACAACGCCCUCACCGUACCUGGUGCUGCCGUUCACCUUUACGGCAAAGCCGAAAGCAGAAAAGCUCGAAAGAUGGGUCACAUUACCGUCACCGCCGAGUCGGAUGCCGAACUUCACGACCGCCUCCGUACUCUUCUUUUCGCUCAGCCCGACGCUGACGCGUCCUGGAUCGACCUUAUCUCCCCCCCGGCUCCAGCCCCUUCCCACUCCCACUCUAGACCUCUGGUCGGGAUCAUCAUGGGCUCAGACUCUGACCUGCCUGUCAUGCUACCAGCUACCAAGAUUUUGGACAAAUUCCAGAUCCCUUACGAGCUCACGAUCACUUCCGCGCACCGUACACCGAAGAGGAUGGUCCAGUAUGCCAAGGCGGCUGCUGGAAGGGGUCUGAGGGCCAUCAUCGCAGGAGCUGGCGGCGCGGCUCAUCUGCCGGGUAUGGUCGCCAGUGAGACCAGCUUGCCUGUCAUCGGCGUCCCCGUCAAAGCCAGCGUGUUGGAUGGUGUCGACUCCUUGUACAGUAUCGUUCAGAUGCCUCGAGGCAUCCCCUGUGCCACUGUCGGUAUCAACAACUCUACCAACGCUGCCCUCCUCGCUGUGCGCAUACUAGGCACAUCCAUUCCCGCGUUGAAUGCUGCCACAGAAGAUUACUCCAAGGCCCUUGAAGACGAGGUUCUGGCCAAGGUGGAAGUGCUUGAGGGGAAGGGUUGGGAAAAGUAUGUGAGCGAUGUGUUAAAAAAGUAG
Molecule: messenger RNA, 1752 nt
Organism: Cryptococcus wingfieldii CBS 7118
Lineage: Eukaryota; Fungi; Basidiomycota; Tremellomycetes; Tremellales; Cryptococcaceae
Product: phosphoribosylaminoimidazole carboxylase
Exons: 3
Coding region: 1-1752 (583 amino acids)
Biological process (GO): 'de novo' IMP biosynthetic process
Molecular function (GO): phosphoribosylaminoimidazole carboxylase activity; metal ion binding; ATP binding
Source: RefSeq, a predicted model, not a curated record